AUGAGCUAUCGUUCUUAUACAAAUAAAACUCUCAACAAUAACUGGUUUGAAGAUCGCUUUGCCCCAAUUCAAGACUGCCAAAAAUACCCCGAUGAAAGAAUCGUCAGAGAACGAGAAGAUGCUAUUUCCUGCCUGGGAGCAGCAGGAAUCCCUAAAGCAUUAAAUGCAUGGGGCCGUCAAAAGAAGUGGAAUACAACUGGUGUAAUCCCAGACGAUGGCUUCCGUGAAAUGUACCCAAUAAGUAAAACAGAAAUGCCUGAUCCUGCCAAAGUUAAAGAAAAAUUUCAAAAGCCACCUUCAAUUUACGACCCUUCAACUGGGGCGACUAGGCCAUUGAUAAAUAAGAACACGAUAUCAUCACUAACCCACAAUGAGUAAAUUCUAUUUAGACGAGAGUUACCAGGUCCUUCUGAAGGUUUUGGAGCUGUUUUGCCGAAACAUCCUCCAGAAUGGGAAAAAAGGUAUUUUGAAACUACUUAUAGAGCUGUCCACGGGCACUCUGCAGAGCCAAAAGCGAGAGAAAAGGUUAGCAAUGAAGACCAUUUCACCACGACGAACCAGAUUUACUAUAAACCUGGCUUAAAUGAUGCGAAUAAAGUGGCUGGGAGUUCUCAAAGGGCUGGAUUUAUGGAGCUUACCGCUAAACAAAAAAGAGAAAUUCUGUCUGCUGAAAUUCUAAGGACAAGCUCUGAUCCACAGCACAAUACCAAGCUGCAAAGGACCUGGCUUCCUUGUGAAGACCCAGGGGUUAAGGCAAGAGAAGUUUUUGGAGUUCUUGGGUCAGUUCCCGACAAGGACAAUGAAAAUUCAUUACCACUUGGAAAAGGUGACUAUUUCAAAAAUGACGUGAAAUUUGAAUCUGGUGCUUAUAGAAAGCUGAGAACUGAAAUUACCACAGCCCCUUCAGAGCACGUGCGAAUGGGAUUCAGAUAG
Molecule: messenger RNA, 933 nt
Organism: Blepharisma stoltei
Lineage: Eukaryota; Ciliophora; Heterotrichea; Heterotrichida; Blepharismidae
Source: the annotation of a GenBank genome assembly